Messenger RNA from Castor canadensis (American beaver), 2355 nucleotides. NCBI's taxonomy places the organism in Eukaryota, Metazoa, Chordata, Mammalia, Rodentia, Castoridae. The record is from RefSeq and is a predicted model, not a curated record.
CACCGCCAUCCCUGCGACCUUCUGUCUCUGGUCCCGGGACCCGGACUCCGCCACAGCCAGCCAGCAUGUCGGGGAUCAAGAAGCAGAAGACGGACAACCAACAGAAGUCCACCAAUGUAGUCUAUCAGGCCCACCAUGUGAGCAGAAAUAAGAGAGGACAGGUGGUUGGAACGAGGGGCGGAUUUCGAGGAUGUACAGUGUGGCUAACAGGUCUGUCUGGUGCUGGAAAAACAACGAUAAGUUUUGCUCUAGAAGAGUACCUUGUCUCCUAUGCCAUCCCUUGUUACUCUCUGGAUGGGGAUAACGUCCGUCGUGGCCUUAACAAAAAUCUUGGAUUCUCUCCUGGAGACCGAGAAGAAAACAUCCGCCGGAUUGCUGAGGUAGCCAAGCUGUUUGCUGACGCUGGUCUGGUCUGCAUUACCAGCUUCAUUUCUCCAUUUGCAAAGGAUCGCGAGAAUGCCCGAAAAAUCCAUGAGUCAGCAGGACUUCCAUUCUUUGAAAUCUUCGUAGAUGCACCUCUAAAUAUUUGUGAAAGCCGAGACGUAAAAGGUCUUUACAAACGGGCCAGAGCUGGCGAGAUUAAAGGAUUUACAGGUAUUGAUUCUGAUUAUGAGAAGCCUGAAACUCCUGAGUGUGUACUUAAAACCAACUUGUCUUCAGUCAGCGACUGUGUCCAGCAGGUGAUAGAGCUUCUGCAAGAGCAGAGCAUCGUACCUCAUACUGUCAUUAAAGGCAUCCACGAGCUCUUCGUGCCGGAAAACAAACUUGACCAAGUCCGAGCUGAGGCGGAGGCUCUCCCAUCACUAUCAAUUACCAAGGUGGACCUGCAGUGGGUCCAAAUUCUGAGCGAAGGCUGGGCCACCCCCCUCAGGGGCUUCAUGCGGGAGAAGGAGUACUUGCAAGUGCUACACUUCGACACUCUGCUAGAUGGUAUGUUUGCCCUUCCUGACGGAGUGAUCAACAUGAGUAUUCCCAUCGUACUGCCAAUCUCCGCCGAUGAUAAGGCACGACUGGGAGAGUGCCCUGAGUUUGUCCUGACCUACAAUGGCCGGAAGGUGGCUAUCUUACAAGACCCUGAAUUCUUUGAGCAUAGGAAAGAGGAGCGUUGUUCCCGUGUGUGGGGGACAGCAUCUGCAAAACACCCCCAUAUCAAAAUGGUGAUGGAAAGUGGGGAUUGGCUGGUUGGUGGAGACCUUCAGGUGCUGGAGAGAGUAAGGUGGAAUGAUGGGUUGGAUCAAUACCGCCUGACACCUCUGGAACUCAGACAGAAAUGUAAAGAAAUGAAUGCUGAUGCAGUGUUUGCAUUCCAGUUGCGCAAUCCCGUCCACAAUGGCCACGCUUUGUUGAUGCAGGACACUCGCCGCAGGCUCCUGGGGAGGGGCUACAAGCAACCCGUCCUCCUGCUCCACCCUCUUGGGGGCUGGACCAAGGAUGACGAUGUGCCUCUGGACUGGCGGAUGAAGCAGCAUGCAGCUGUGUUGGAGGAAGGGGUCCUGGAUCCCAAAUCAACCAUCGUUGCCAUCUUUCCAUCUCCCAUGUUGUAUGCUGGCCCCACAGAGGUCCAGUGGCACUGCAGGUGCCGGAUGAUUGCAGGGGCCAAUUUCUACAUUGUGGGCAGGGAUCCUGCAGGAAUGCCUCACCCUGAAACCAAGAAGGACCUGUAUGAACCCACCCACGGUGGUAUGGUGUUGAGCAUGGCCCCUGGCCUCACCUCUGUGGAAAUCAUUCCAUUCCGAGUGGCUGCCUACAAUAAAACCAAAAAAGCCAUGGACUUCUAUGAUCCAGCAAGGCACAACGAGUUUGACUUCAUCUCAGGAACUCGUAUGAGGAAGCUCGCCAGGGAAGGAGAAGAUCCCCCAGAUGGCUUCAUGGCCCCCAAAGCAUGGAAAGUCCUGACAGAUUAUUACAGAUCCCAGGAGAAGAUCAACUAAAUGCCCUUGGGCUCUAGAGUCUCUCUCUGAAGUGCUCUUUGAUUACUUUUUCUAUUCUUGUGAUUAGAUGCUUUGUAUCCAAUUGCUUCUCAAUGACUGAUUUUAAAGUUAGUAUUCUAUAAUGAAGUAAAAAUGUGCCUAUAAUUUAUAAACAACUUCAUUAUAUAUUUUAAAGUCAAACAGAAGACUAAAUCUUAGCAGGUAAAAGUAAUACUAUUAGACAUUUGAGAAUGAAAUUAGCUGUGUUCUCUACUGCAUCUGAGCAGGUAGAUCCCAGAUUUCUUAAAACUUUGACCAUGUGUCUAGUUUACUUGCCAAAAAGUGAAGCAUGUUUUCCAACUUAAUCUUUCUAACCUGCAAUCCCCCAUGUCACAUACCAGUAGGAAGAUAAAUCAGAUGAACAGCCCCUUUUAUACAACGACCA